GUUGAAACUUGAAGCUGUAUUCCACUCUACUCUACUCUGCUAGUACCUAUUCAAGGCAGAGCUCCCAUCAACAUUGGAAGCUCCGAAGCGGCACAUCAUACAUCCUAGCCUCGAGCAGCCAUGCCUCCCUCCACUAUUUACCGUGCCCCGUCUCGCUGCUUCCCUGUGAUUCGUCUAAGGGUCGGCCCCGUCCCUCCGCCGAGUACCGACAAGAUCAACGGUAUAAGUAUUAUCAGGGCCUUGUCCACUCCACUCCACUCCACUCCACUCCACUCCAUGCUGCAGUCCGAGUAGUUUCAACCGGCAUCCAAACAAACCGCACGAGCGGAUUGCCGUCUCAACUACACAUCUAAUACAUAGUACGAUGUAUUUCCGACCUCUCCGAAGUUCUGAACCGUAUCCACCGCCAGAAGGCAGCACGGUACGGAGCGUAUUCACCCCUCCUGGUAGUGCUGAGGAUGCACCCGCUCUCGCUCUCACUGCUUUACACCCCGCGGCCACCCACGCUCCUGGGUAUAAUCCGCGGCCACCAGUUCCCAGUUCCCAGUUCCCACAAUCCCAGCCGGAGACAACCCAACCCAACCCAACCCGUUUCGAUUACAGCCCUGAGCCCGCUGAGCACCCCGCACCCCACUCCCUUUUCCACCACCACAACUCUACCUAUGUAACUACCACAAAGGGAAAACCCUCAAUUUCUUCCUCUUCUCUCGCUUCCGCUCCCGCACUCUUCCAACCAUCCGGAGUUCGGAAAAAACAACCGGCCAAGCGGUUUUCCUCUUUGGAUAAACAAAACGAACGCGCGCACCGGCAGCAGCAGCGGACACCAGCACCAGCACCAGCGGACACCCUCUCUCGCGCUCUCGCUCUCGCUUUUCCAACCUUUCUAAGCUCCGAAAACACUGUCUUCCAAGCGGUCCUCCUCUUCGCACAUCGGUCCCUGAUCUCCUUCCUUUUUCUCCUGACCUCAUCAAGGAAUUGCUUCCGCUGCGCCUUCCUUGCGCGCUUCUGAGCUCCCUAG
Molecule: messenger RNA, 1018 nt
Organism: Tricharina praecox
Lineage: Eukaryota; Fungi; Ascomycota; Pezizomycetes; Pezizales; Pyronemataceae
Exons: 2
Coding region: 365-1009 (214 amino acids)
Source: RefSeq, a predicted model, not a curated record